UGGGGGGUGUCAGAUGUGAUGUGGGGGCUCUGUGGGGACACGCUGCAGGGUGGGGGACCCACCAUGGACAAAGCCCGUCCAUGCACAGAGCAGCUGCCCCGGCCUUGUGAACCCCGGAGGACGGGGGUGGCGGUGGAGGGGUGACUGUGGGGUGUCUGUGGAUGGGAUCCCAGAUCUGACCGUGCAGGGAUCGGUGUGGAACACCGAGUGCCCGUGCUGUGGGAGAGGCCAGGGCAGGCCUGUGGCGAUGCAGGUGUUGGCGAGGCAGCGAGGGGCUGAGGUGCUGCUGCUGGGGCCGGGGCUGAGUGCCGUGCUGGGGGCUGAGCAGCAGUGCUGGGGCGGGGGUGCCAGUCGCUGUGCCCAGGAGCAGGAGGGGUGCUGAGGUCGGGGUCCCGGGUGCUGGGACCGUGUGUGGGUGCUGGAGACUCCCGGCCUGGCUCGGCUCUGCUCCCGCCCAAGAUGGCGGCACUGCCACGUCCACAGUGUGGCCGCGUGCGGGGACAAGGCUGGAGGCCAUGCGGGGCUGGGGGCCGAGUGCUGGCCCUGUGGGCGAUGGGGCGGUGCGGGGUGGGCAGCUGGGGGCCGUGGGGGUCCCGCCCGGGCGCCAGCAGAACCGCGUUCGCCUCCCGGCCCACCCCGCCAUGGCAGCGGUGACGAAGCACCGUCCCCGCGCAGGGUGGCGGGUGACGUCCUCGUCUCCUGCCUGGCGCCAGCGUUGGGUGGAUGGGGCAGCCCCUCCCCGGCACGGGGUCUCCCAGCCGCAGCCAUCACUCAGCACCGCCGCCUUGGGGUGGGCUGCGGGCAGGAGGCGUCUGGUCCUGGCGAGGGGCCGCCCGUGGGGAGGGGGCGCGGGGGCCUCCGUCCCCCUGACUGCACCUGCGCCAACCGUGUCCGCCCCCGCCGGCGGCCUCCUGGAGGGAGGGUCUGUGGGCGCCAGGGGGGCCCUGGGGUGCUGUGGGCUGUGCCCCACAUCCCUGUGGGGCUUGGGGCCCCAUGGCCGCCCAUGGUCCCGGCCAUGUGCAGCCCUGCCCACGCGGCGCUGGCCCUGGCAGUGGCUGUGGUGCCAUGGCGCCAUGGGGAUGUGGUGCUGUAGGGUCGUGGCUUGGCUGAGGCCGCUGCCAGAGCAGGAGGGGUGCUGGCUUUGGGCUGACCCUGCCAAGCCUUCACUUUCCUCCAUGCUGCUUCACUGCUCUGAUGCUCCCUGCAGCUCCGGCAUCUUCUGGGGCUGGGAUGUGGCACAUUGGCCUCAGCAGGGCUGGCUCACACCUCGGCUGGGCAGGGACAUCCCCUUCCCCAGCCCCUGGCAGUGGCCAGCCCAGGAACUGCUGGCACAUGGAAAGAGACACUUUCUGCCUCCCAACAGCUUUUGUGGUCCCAUCCCCUCGCUGGCAGGGCUGGGCAGGGCUGCAGUGGUGCAGAGGCUCCUCAGGGGCUGCAGCAGGGCUCGGUGUGAGGGGAGGGUGGGUUCGUGCAGCCAGACCUGAUG
This is a messenger RNA of Prinia subflava (tawny-flanked prinia), 1486 nucleotides long. RefSeq lists its product as uncharacterized. The record is from RefSeq and is a predicted model, not a curated record. Lineage: Eukaryota; Metazoa; Chordata; Aves; Passeriformes; Cisticolidae.